GCCUGCUGUGCACGGCUGCAGCAGACACGUGUUUGUCCUCGCCCUGCAACAAUGGAGCUACAUGUGUGGACCACCUGGAGGACUACGUGUGCCUGUGCCCCAAAGGACCAGUGUGGUACACGGGGGCGUACUGUGAUGACCUGUAUGACCCCUGCAGCCUGGCCCCCUGCACCAACUGCACCAGCCAACCUGGGACCAGCGCGUACACCUGCCACUGCCCCGACGGCCUCACAGGCCUCAACUGCACCGAGGAUGUAGACGAAUGUCAGAGCAACCCCUGCGAAGGAGCACGCUCCAACUGUGUCAACGGAGAGAACAGCUAUUCCUGCCACUGCCCCCUGGGGUCGGGAGGGGAGGACUGCCAGGGUAAUGUGACCACUUGUUCAGAGGAAACAUGCCAGAAUGGAGGCACCUGUAUGGACAUCCCUGACUUUGGGCACAGGUGCCAGUGUGCGGCUGGGUACCAGGGGAUGGACUGUGAGGAGAACGUGGAUGAAUGCUCGUCUGAGCCCUGUCACAACGGAGCCAUCUGUAAAGACGGGGUGGAUGCCUACCAGUGUUUCUGUGUGCCGGGAUUCCAAGGCUACCACUGUGACCUGGACAUCAAUGAGUGUGCCUCCCAACCCUGUCGGAACAAUGGCACCUGUCUGGACCAGGUGGAUCACUACAGGUGUGACUGCGCUCCAGGAUUCAAAGGGGUUAAUUGUGAGGUGGACAUCGAUGAGUGCGAGGUGCAUCCCUGCCAGAACGGAGCCACCUGCCGCGAUCACAUCGCCUUGUACACGUGUGAGUGCUUGGCCGGCUUCCAGGGUCAAGACUGCGAGGUCAACAUUGAUGAGUGUGCCAGUUCCCCCUGUCUGAAUGAGGGCCGGUGCCUGGAUGGGGUCAACAGCUAUGAGUGUGACUGUGAGGGGACCGGCUUUGCAGGCCUCCACUGUGAGGAGGAUAUUCCAGAAUGUGCUUCAGACCCCUGCCAGCAUGGAGCCACCUGUGUGGAGGGGGUCAACCAGUACAUGUGCCAAUGCUGGCCAGGUUACCAGGGGGAGAACUGCCAGGUGGAUACAGAUGAGUGUGAGCAUCUUCCCUGUGAGAAUGGUGGCAAGUGUUUCCAGCGCUCAGAUAUCCUGAACUAUGGCUCCCUGCCUGAAUUCAGCAAAGCCAAUUUCAGCUAUGAAGAGGCCGCCGGUUUCAUCUGCCGCUGUCUGCCGGGCUUCACUGGAGACAACUGCUCAGUCGAUGUGGACGAGUGUGAGUCUGCUCCAUGUCUCAAUGAAGGAACCUGUCAGGAUCUGGUCAACUCUUAUCAGUGUGUGUGUCCAGACGGCUUCACAGGAGUUCACUGUGAGGUGGACAUCAACGAGUGUGACAGCAAUCCAUGCCAGAAUGGUGCCACGUGUGAAGACUUUGCCAACUCCUACAGGUGUGUGUGCCCCGUCCCAGAGCCAGGCCAUGACCCCUGGGGUGGGAGGGACUGUGACGUCCGUCUGGAGGGCUGCAAACAGCACCAGUGCCAACAUAAAGCGGGUUGCAUCCCUGUGCUGACUGAUGACGAAGAACACAACUACACCUGCCUGUGUCCGCCUGGCUGGACUGGAGAACGCUGCAACACCUCUACCACUUUCUCCUUCAACUCAGAGGGCUACAUCCACAUGCAGCUGCCUGUUUCCAAAACCAGAACAAAGAGAGAGGCUAAAGACAGAAACCAAGGGCUCCACAUGCAUGUUCGAUUCAGGAGCACUCUGCCCGACAUGGUGCUGUACCACCGGGGCUCCACUGAGCGCUUCAUUUCUUUGGAGCUUGUUGGAGGCUCCCUUCAGGCCAGGGUGAAGUCAGGGAAGGUACUGCAAGUCAUUUACCCCGGCCCAGUCAAUGACGGGGAGUGGCACCAGGCCACUGUCACCAUGGAUGAGAGGCUAGUCAUGGUUGUAAAAGGACCCGGCUGUGAGGAAGGGUGCCUGGUAAAAAAUGAGGUCUACAACCAUCUGAUGUUUGUCCAGCCCAGCUCCUUUCCACAGCUGUAUGUUGGAGGGGUGCCACAGGAAUAUUUAGCCUACACGUCCAGUGGAGGGGCGUUCAUUGGCUGCAUGGAAGACUUUCAAGUUGAUCACAAGCUGCUUCUUCCUCAGGAUCUCAUUAGAGAGGAGAACCAGGGGUUGGAAAUAGGAUGCAGCAAAAAAGAUUGGUGUGAAGAUGACCCAUGCAUGCAGCGAGGGCAGUGUGUGGACAUGUGGGUCCGUCCCAGCUGUCAGUGUCAUCGCCCCUACUAUGGAGGAAGCUGUGACAAAGAAUAUCCCUCCUGGACCUUCAGUCAUGAGAACACCACCAGCUACGUCAGCUACAACAUCUCGGAAACCCAUGGAGAAAACUUCACCAUCUCCUUUUUGUUGCGCUCGCUCAAACACAAUGGUCUGCUCCUGCAGCUUCGUCGAGAAGGAAAGCCCUACCUGACACUUUAUCUGAAGGAGGGCACUGUUGCUAUUUACAGCCCUCACACCACCCUGCUCUCAGAGGCCAAGCUCGUCACUGACGGCAGCAAUUAUUUAGUAGCUGUACAAGUACAGUAUGGCCAUGUGGUCUUCCCCAAAGCAGGGAAUCAUCGUGCCCUAGGGAACGUGAGUGUAGAGGCAGGGGAUGUGGCAUAUGUGGGGGGGCUCCCUGCAGGCAUGAGCAUGAAUGCCUGGGGUGGAAAUAUGAAGGGCUGCCUGCAGGACCUCCGGCUGGACCACAAGCAUCUGACCACUGAGGGUCUUCCAGAGGGGGUGGAGGUCUACCAGGCCAGCACAAUGGAGAACGUGCUGCCAGGAUGCCAAAGUGAUGACACAUGCAAGGAUCAGCCCUGUUUAAACGGUGGACAGUGUCAAAUAACCUGGAAUGACUUCCAAUGCAACUGUUCCAUGAAGUACUCUGGCCUCCUGUGUGAGACCCGCCUGUGGUGCGUGGACCACCCCUGCUCUGAAAGGGUGCGCUGUGUGGACCUGCAGGAUGGGUAUGAGUGUUUGACUGAAGCCAUUUUUCAGGACAAUGCUCUUCAGUAUGUUGCCAACAGCUCCCUGCUGAGCCCAGUGACCGACAUCACUAUGGACAUACGGACACGUGACCAGAACGGGAUCCUGUUGCGGGCCGCCAGCAGAGCGGAGGUCUUCUGCCUGGGGCUGCUCAACUCCUCCCUGCUGGUCAAACUGGACAGUGGGGCGAGCGCUGAGCUGCUGGCCUUCACAAGUGACAGAGUGAUUGCAGACGGAGCAUGGCAUCACAUCCAGCUCACCAUGGUGGAGCCCACACACUCAGUGUCCCGCUGGCGCCUCACCGUCGACGGGCAGAGAUUGGGGGGUAGCUUCGGCGUUGGUGGCAACCUCAACUUCCUCAAUGACACCAAUGUGUGGCUGGCUGAAAAAUACACUGGAUGCUUAGGGGAAGUGAGGGUGGGGGGAGUCUACCUGCCACUCAUUAACGUACCAGACGCCCCGCAGAUGAGCCGGUUCUCCAGACUGGGUGGGCACGAGCCAAUCAUAGGAUGCCAGGGUUCACCGAUUUGUGAUUCCCAGCCCUGUCUCAACCAGGGUGUGUGUCAGGACCAGUUUAAUGAGUUUAACUGCAGCUGCAGUGCAGGAUGGGAGGGGGAGCUGUGUGAGUUGGAGGUAAAUGAGUGUUCUUCAAGUCCCUGUGGCUACGGUACAUGUAAGGACCUUCUGGCAGACUACCAGUGUGACUGCCACCCCGGAUACACAGGGAGAGACUGUAAGGAAGAGCUGGAUAACUGUCUGGAGUUCAGUUGUGUGAACGGAGGAACCUGCAUGGACAAGGGGGGGGCUCACACAUGUUCAUGUCCUCGGGGCUACGUCGGAAAACGCUGCCAGUGGCGUUUCCCUCCAGUGGCGUGUGAUGCAGACACUAAGUGUCUUAAUGGGGGGGUUUGUAUAGGAGGGGACUCAGGAGGCAACUGCACCUGCAAGCCAGGAUACACUGGAGCCAGGUGUGAGACAGAAAUAGACGAGUGUGAGUUCAGGCCUUGUCUCAAUGGGGCCACCUGCCUGGACAGACUCAACCACUUCCAGUGUGUGUGUGUGCUGGGCUUCAGUGGCAGAGUGUGUGAGAACAACAGAGAGGAGCACACGGAGCUCGUCCCCUGGCUGGUGGUCACCAUCCCCCUCACCACGCUGUGUGUGCUGGUGGCCAUCCUGGUGGUGUUAUGCAUGGUCAUGACAGCGCGGAAGAAGCGUCAGUCAGAGGGCACGUACAGCCCCAGCUCCCAGGAGGUGGCUGGGGCCAGGCUGGAGAUGGGCAGUGUACUCAAAGUGCCCCCCGAGGAGAGGCUGAUCUGAGGCCAGAGGAUGUGUACAGGGCUCCUGCCCCACGAGGAAGACAUGGAGGAUAAAUCAAUGACUGAUCCUCCACCUGGGAACACAGCUUAUGUCGAGGUCUCACAGAUGGACAGGUGAAGACCAGAGAGAGGCUCCCCUGUCGGGGGGGGGUCUUGAGGAAUACUAAAAUCAGGUCAGGUCCAUGUGAACAAAAGUCAUUUUGGAUUUUAAGAAAUGUUGCACUGGCUGGACAACACUGAAACUGAGCUCCACAUGAUGAAGGGCAAGUAUUCAGGAAAACCAAUCAGCCUCCUUUACCAUCACAAUCCUUAUUAAACACACAUUUGCAAGACAUAUGUGUUUUUAUUGUGAAACAGACGCUCAUUUACAUCCUGUUGUUGUCCUGCUAGAGGUCACUUGCUAAUGCUAAUCCCACAUGACUUCAACUCUUUCAUCAAAAUGGGUUUGGCCCCUGAUAUCCUCCUUCAACUUUACAUCUGUGUUUUUGGUCUGCCUCAAAAAUGUGAAGAAGCAGAAGAAGGAAUGUAUUUGUGAAUCAAACCUGAUGUUCUGUUUUGCUGAAUCAGAGAUGUGGAAUUUGUACAAAAUGUUCAUGUACUCAGUUACUGAGUCAUUUCUCCUUAUUUAAGCUUCUGCAGUCUGUGAAUGAAGACAUGCAAACAGUUCAGACGAUGGAGCCUGACUCCGAACCCCCAACAGAACAUGUGAAUGAAUGACUCUUGCUGUAACAUAUUGUCAAUGUGCACUGUACAGGCUGCCUAUUAUUGGUCACUGUGUAAUAAUGCUGUCACUUUGUGUUGUGUAUCAUUUGCUGCAAAAGUUAAAGUCACUGUAUUUUUUGUAAUCAUUUCUCUGGUAACAGAACAGGAUUUUUUUGUAUGCUGUAUGUAAGUUGUCAGUGUUUUUGGAUAUAAAUAACUUUUUUCAGAUGUCUAGAAAAAAGGAGAAUUCAGCAAAGUCUAGUUAAAUUGUAUCUAAUUUAAAGAAAUGUCCUUAAAGUCAGAUGGCACUACCCUCACAUUUGAAGUCCAGGAAGUCUCCCUGCUCACUCCCCUUUCACUCUGUCCUCUCCGGGGCUCCUAACUGAACAACCAGCACUGCAGGAAACUGAAGGUUCUGAUGUGACCCAUGUAUUGUAUUUCAUGAAAUAGAACCGGUUGUGAAAGGAAAGUAUCAUGCAAGUCAGAGCUAAAUAUGAAUUAGAUAAACUCUUGUCAUUACUAUUCAGAGUAGUAUUGAAUGCCAUUUUAAAAGAGCGAUAUGUAUGCAUUUCAUCAUGGUCUGUAAAGUUUUAGGUAUGGGUUGGCAUAAUGUCAAUCGUUUUCAAGAUAUUACAGUUAUCUCUGAUUUAUAUAAUCCAAUCUAGUACAACUAACCCAAUAUUGCUUAAAUGUGGUUAAUCAGAUACACUGUAUGGCUUAAAGUAUAGAGACAUCCCUGUCCAACGUAAAACCCAUUCCUGUUCAAACAUGACAAUGCCCUCAGUCAUCCCAGUUAUGUACCUGACUGAGGUAUCGCAGCACAUCAUUACCAUGGUUUGAAUAAAAUACGACAAGCUCUCCAGCAUCAGCAGACCAGAUCGACUAAGAGUCUUACUGUAGGGCCUGUGGGAAGCUGACAAGCCUGACAUGCAAACGUUUAGAAGAAAAGAGAGAUGAACGGGGACUGUGUUCCCUCAGAUUCAUUCAGAUCUACUUGUAGUAUUCGACAUAAUGACCCUGACCUGUGGUCGUAAAAUGUGAACCUCACAAUUAUCAUUUAUAAUUUUGACCCAGCCCAAAUGUGUACCUGGGUCGGGUCUAAGUUCCUCAAAGCUGAGUGGACCCCAUUCAUGAUAUCUAUUGUCUGUUUAAUAUCUUGUUGUUUUGUUGUAAAUCCAGGAAUUAGAUAUGGUUCACAAGUGGAAAUACUAAAUAUUUAUUUAUGGUACAUUUAAACUGAUCCAUACUGCUGCUUCUCUCUCUGAGGUUGUUACAACUGGCUACAUGCAGGCUUUAAUACAAGUCAGAAAUCACUAAAUGUCCUUUCAUGUGCAUCAUGAAACGACAGUAUGUGCCUUCCUGUUUCCUGCAUCCAUCAAACACAGAUGCACCCUUUGUGAGGACUGUAUUUCAAAGAGAGGUUAAUGAAAGGAAGAACCUCAGGACACAUAUUCAAACAUUGUUUAAUUCAUUAUGGUAUUGUACAGACCUACUGUGAUAUGGUGUUGUUACUUAACAGCAGGACAUGGUAGUGAUUUCACACUGGAGUUGUUUUAAGUAAAGCCGUACCAUGUACAGCACAUCUACAUUCCAUGUUUUUUUUCUUCCAAAACAGGAUAUAUUUACUUUAGGGAAUAACCAGGAUUUACAUUAUGAGUGAUAGUGAUACACACAGAUUUAACAACAUAACUGUAUUAGGUUAGUUCCAAGCAAUAAGAUUAAGUUGAACCUAAUUUUUUGAAACAUAUUAUUAUUGCUUUCAACUAACCUAAUACAGUAUUGGAAAAUCUGUUGUCAUAACACAUUUAGUUAAAGUCAACGUUUCAGUUAUUCAGUGCACUUCAUAGAAACCUGUUUUUUUAAGUGAAUAUCUCCUUUUGAAGUAAAUCUCUUUAUUAGUAAGUGUGCAUAUGAGGAAGAUUUUGUGUUUAAUGGUCAUUUUGUGCAUUUAGUUUGAAAUGGCGCUUCAACUGAAUGAAUGUCAGCGGGCAUGAAAUGUGUUCAAAGAAAAAUAAAAACAAAAGAAAAUGAA
Molecule: messenger RNA, 7055 nt
Organism: Gymnodraco acuticeps
Lineage: Eukaryota; Metazoa; Chordata; Actinopteri; Perciformes; Bathydraconidae
Product: protein crumbs homolog 1-like
Biological process (GO): heterophilic cell-cell adhesion; establishment or maintenance of epithelial cell apical/basal polarity
Cellular component (GO): protein-containing complex; plasma membrane
Molecular function (GO): calcium ion binding
Source: RefSeq, a predicted model, not a curated record